AGUAUCAUGGCGACCAGGAACCUGGAACUUCCCUCCCUAAGAAUAUGAAAGCAAUGAUGAGUCUUACAAAGUGUUGGAUUUAACUGAAUAUGCAAGAAGAAUGGAAUUGAAUGUUUGGCCACAGCUCCAGACCUAUUGUAGAAAAACACUCAGUGCCAUCCAGAUUGCAAAGGGUGGAGUGACUGGCCAAUGUGCAGGAGUUUUGUUCUGGAAAGAGGAAAACUGCAGUAAGUGGUGGAUUUCUUCCUCUUCAGACUGCCAGUCACAGUGGCUGUGUGCAGACCGGAAGAGAGUUGAAAAAGAUGUAAACAAAACAGAAAAGAUUAAGAAAGGAGCAAAUAAGGCAGCACCUGAAACCCACAAUACAAGUGAAGCAGCAACAGAGUUUAUCAAACAGAACAUUGUGAUAUCUGGUGGAUUUGUGGGAGGCCUUGCCUCUUCAGGAUAUGAAUAUUGUGUCAUAGUGGAGUUGCCCUUAAGAAGAGAAAUGGUGUCAACAAGGUGAUUUCUCAA
Mustela erminea (ermine) is the source of this 513-nucleotide messenger RNA. Its product is annotated as FUN14 domain-containing protein 1-like. The record is from RefSeq and is a predicted model, not a curated record. The coding region runs from base 101 to 505 and encodes 134 amino acids. Lineage: Eukaryota; Metazoa; Chordata; Mammalia; Carnivora; Mustelidae. The transcript has a single exon.